This is a messenger RNA of Fraxinus pennsylvanica, 1827 nucleotides long. The record is from the annotation of a GenBank genome assembly. Lineage: Eukaryota; Viridiplantae; Streptophyta; Magnoliopsida; Lamiales; Oleaceae.
AUGUUUAAGAAGGUACUGGAGGCAAAGUCACGACAGAGACUGUCAGGGGCGGACCGUAAGAAGCUGAAACGUACAGUCAAAGAGCGUUUUCGCCAUAUUUCUGAUGCUGAUAUUGAUAUUUUACUGCCCCCAAAGGUAGAUGUAACUGUUUCAAAGUAUCCAAACCGAGUUCUUGUAUAUGGGUUGGAAGGUGAUUGUCCCCUCAUUUUUGAUAGCAAUGGGCGAGGCAUGGAAAUAUUCCCUACAGUUUAUGCUUUGUGGAAGGUUCAAGAUCUCUUACCUGCUUUUGUGCUUAAAGGGGGUGAGGUUUCUCGGUUUGUGCUUGGAGGCGCUGAUUUGAUGUUCCCUGGCAUCCAGAUACCAGCAGAGGGUCUUCCAUCAUUUUCAGCUGGUGAGCCAUGGGCAGUAAAAGUGCCUGGGAAUCCAGCUCCAAUAGCAGUAGGCACAACCACCAUGAGUAGCACAGAAGCAUUGAAAGCUGGUUUGCGUGGAAAGGCGUUAAAAAUAACUCAUUACUACCGUGAUACACUUUGGGAAUCAGCUGAAAAUUGUUAUGUUCCAAAUGCUGGUUUUUUAGAAGAUGUUGUGUUUGAGGAUCCGGCUUUAAUUUCUACUUCCCAAGCUUCUGAUUCACGUGAGGAUGAUGCAUUGGUUGGUCAAGGAAAAGCUAGCAACAAUGAAGAAAUCGAAGAUGCUCCUAACGUGAAAAACAUUCCUUCUAUUCUUGAUCCCACUUCUACAGAAGAAACUGUUGUCACAACUGACAUUACUGAACAAAGAGCAACAGCCAUGGGUGAUAUGCAGGUUGUGGAAAAUGCUUCAGAAGCUGAAUUAAAUGUGGACAAUCAGCAUUCAUUAUCUGUUGAGGAUGUAGACGCAAUUCUGGAAGGGUGCCUUUUGCAAGCCUUGCAUACAACAGUCUUGGAUAAAGAUCUUCCCUUGCCUGGAAGCACACUAUGGUCAGGUCAUGUGCUACCUUGCAGGCCUUCGGGCAUUACACUGGAUAUAAAAAAGUCUUCUUACAAGAAAUUGUCAAAGUGGCUACAAUCUAAAUCCUCUUCUGGACUGAUUUCAGUCAAAGAAGAUAAGCAUAAAAAAGAGGUGAUACUAUUUUCAGUUAACCGCAAUCACCAGGACUACGCAUCUUUCAAACCAGAGAAAAGGAAAUUGCAGCAGUCCGUGAGUGAUGUUGUCAGUGAAAGACAGUCAGAUAAAAUACUUGAUGUUGUGGAGGUUUAUAAGCCAAGUGUGCAUGUCAACCCUGUUUACGCUUCUGUAGGAGCAGACACUGGAAAAUUGUAUACUGCUUCAGAAGCCUCUCAGGUUGUCUUUGGAUAUGUUGAAAAAGAAAACCUCGUGAAACCAUCAAACAACUCCAUUGUGGUUCUAGAUGCAAUGCUAUGUGAUGCUUUAUUUAAGGGAGCUAUCAAAAAGGGUUCGAUGUACCCAACCGAAAUUCAUAAGAAGGAUUUAGGACACACUUUCAUCAAUCGAAUGCAAUCCCAUCACAGAGUGACCAGAGGAAGUGAUUCGGUUGUUCGCAAAGGUGCCCUGAAACCAAUUCAAAUAAUGACCGAACGAAGGCAAGGCAACAAAAAAGUGACUAAACUUUCAGGUGUGGAAUCAUUUUUGAUAGAUGCGGAGGCAUUGGCUUCGGAACUGCAGAAGAAGUUUGCUUGUAGUACUACAAUAGCUGAACUUCCUGGUAAGAAAGGGCUUGAAGUCCUGGUUCAAGGUGGCGUCAUUGAUGAUCUUGCGAGACAUCUGGUUGAACAAUAUGGGAUCCAGAAGAGAUACAUUGAAGUUCUUGACAAAACCAAAAAAUAA